Molecule: messenger RNA, 540 nt
Organism: Caenorhabditis briggsae
Lineage: Eukaryota; Metazoa; Nematoda; Chromadorea; Rhabditida; Rhabditidae
Exons: 3
Coding region: 1-540 (179 amino acids)
Source: RefSeq, a predicted model, not a curated record
AUGUUCAUGGUCUCCAAACCUUCAUUCGGUACCGGAUGCUUCGCCGCCGCCUCCAGCUGUCAGAGCGAGUACAACGGAAAGGCUGAAAGUGAUGCCGUCGGAAAACAGAAGACGUCCAUUGCCGGACUCAAAGGAUCUCUCCGUCGCAACUCAUCGAAUCUCUCACAAGAUCUCUCAUCCAGUGCUCAGACGGAAAUUUGCCACGCUGAUGCCACUAAUAUCGAAAUCAACUGCUCCUCAUCUUCCUCUCGUGCAUUCUACGUCCGCGUCGAGGUGCCAACCGGCGAGCAAGGCCUCAUCCAUUUCUCAUCGUCAGAAUCUUCACAAGUGUUCACUCCACUUCAGUCAGGAUGUGGACACGGAAUCUGGAAGUUCGUCGUGUGCACAAUGGAAAAUGGAAGUGAAAUCGCACACUCCCAAUACUCCCGCAAUCUUGACGGCGUCGGAAGUCUCUUCUUCAACGUCUUCGAGGAUUUGGAAAUCCGUCUGACCCAGCAAGAGUUCCUCCACAUCAGCCAUUGUCAUACCAUUCGUCAUUAA